AUGGCGGUCUCGUUCGUACGGUUUGGACUACGAUCGGUCGCUCUAAGCCUAGAGAGGACAGCAGCCCUUCUCUCGACUAAUACUGUUCAGAAUCAGAUAAAGUUGAUCCACUCGAAGCCGAUAUGCAACGGAACGGUGUGCUACCUUCCGGAGAAGAGUCGGGACGGCCACGAGCUGGUCGAGAGGUCCAACUCGCUGCGCCGCUGCUACAGCAAGCAGCACGGCAGGCCGGAGGAGGACCGGAGGAAAGAACAGUCCGACAGCGAUUCCGAUUCGGACACGGAAUGCAAAGGCUUCGAUAGGUCGGAGUUCUGGCGUCGCAAGAUGCGCACCGUCCACAACAUACUGGACGUGGACAAGGACGGGCUGAUCUCGUUCAACGACUUCCUGCUCUUCGCCGACCGGUUCAAGGCGCUGGGGCAUCUGGACGAAGAGCAGACCAAAGAGUUCACGGCCAUCAUUAAAAUGACGUGGGAGGAGCAGUGGGGGGCGAUAGACCCUUACAACUUCGUGACGGUGGAACAGUACUUGGAGGAUAUGCACCACGUGCUGAACGACAAGUCGCUUAAGAAGCGAGCGCACCGCUGGCUGCCCUAUCUCUUCAAGGCGGUGGACAAGGACAAGUCGGGCUUCAUAUCGGUGGAGGAGUUCAAGCUGUUCUUCCAGUGCCUGGGGCUGGACAACGAGCACGCGGCAGUCGCCUUCGCCGUCAUCGACACCAACGGGGACGGCAAACUGUCGAUGAAGGAGUUCGUGAAGCUGGGCAAGGACUUCUUCCGGACGGAGGACGAGGGGCGCGUCUCCAAAAUGUUCUGGGGGCCGCUCAUCGACGUG
Messenger RNA from Iphiclides podalirius (scarce swallowtail), 834 nucleotides. The record is from the annotation of a GenBank genome assembly. NCBI's taxonomy places the organism in Eukaryota, Metazoa, Arthropoda, Insecta, Lepidoptera, Papilionidae.